Messenger RNA from Entelurus aequoreus (snake pipefish), 357 nucleotides. RefSeq names its product creatine kinase M-type-like. Gene Ontology annotation, molecular function: creatine kinase activity. Lineage: Eukaryota; Metazoa; Chordata; Actinopteri; Syngnathiformes; Syngnathidae. The annotation marks the transcript as partial. Gene Ontology annotation, biological process: phosphocreatine biosynthetic process. The transcript has 2 exons. The record is from RefSeq and is a predicted model, not a curated record.
ACAGCUAAGGACGAGUUCCCAGAUCUCAGUCAGCACAACAACCACAUGGCUAAAGUUCUAACUCUGGAAAUGUAUAAAAAGCUAAAGGAUCGCACAAGUCCCAAUGGCUUCACCAUAGAUGAUGUCAUUCAGACAGGCGUGGAUAAUCCAGGUAACCCCUUGAUCAGGACGGUGGGCUGUGUGGCUGGAGAUGAGGAGUCCUAUGUAGUCUUCAGGGAUCUGCUGAACCUUGUCAUUGCGGCUAAACAUAAAGGUUUUAAACCCAAAGACAAAUUGUGCAACAAAGAUAUAAGGCAAAUCCGUCUAACAGACAAAAACAACUGCAAAUUGGGAGUUUGUGUGAGCUGCUUCCCAUGA